Molecule: messenger RNA, 1632 nt
Organism: Diaporthe batatas
Lineage: Eukaryota; Fungi; Ascomycota; Sordariomycetes; Diaporthales; Diaporthaceae
Exons: 2
Coding region: 1-1632 (543 amino acids)
Source: RefSeq, a predicted model, not a curated record
AUGGACAACCAUUCUUCAUGCCCGGAUCCUUCAUUUAAAUUUGACCCUCUUCCAAACCCUGCCAAUCACAUCAGGCUCUUGGAAAUCUUCGGCGAUGACCAUCAUUUCAACCCCGCCCAGGUCACGUGCAGACUUACGACAUGGCCAGUAGACCCGCCCGGACUGCCUUCCUAUCACGCCAUCUCGUAUACCUGGGGGGAACCCGGAGACGACACUCUUAUCCGGCUCAAUGAGAAAUCAUUUUCAGUGCGGAGAAACUGCGAAUAUGUCCUAAGGCAGGCUCGCUGGCAUGGGAAGAGCCAGUACUACUGGGUAGAUGCCAUCUGCAUCGACCAGAACAACCUCCAUGAAAAGAGCAAGCAGGUUACUAUGAUGGGCAACAUUUAUAAGCGGGCUGCCCACGUCUUAAUCUCCUGGAGAUUCCGCCUGCGUCACAGGUCCGCGACAACCCGCUGCCUUCUCCUUGCCGCAGCGCGCUUUGCCAUGAGGCCAUACUUCACUCGGCUAUGGAUCUUGCAAGAGUUGCGUAAUGCGCGGGAUUACAGCUUCUUGUGUGGUAUGCAGGCAAUAGAUCGCCGCGAAGUCGUGCCCUUGCUGGCCCACCUUUGCAACGUGCUGGACUUCGGCAUCGAAAAGGCCUCAAUACUCUGGCAGCCUUUUGAACAGGGGCGUGACAGGUCUCUGACUCUCAUAGGAACAAUUGUGACGAGGCUCUGGGGCAUUCGAAGAAUUAUGCCACAGCAUCUUUUCACUUACUUGCCUCCCCGGGAGUACGCGCAAGUACACGGAAGAGUCAUCCAAUCUCUCGAACUCAUCGGAACACAUACAAAUCGCUUGUUUGAGCUGCUGCGGCUUGCGAACUGGUUAGAAUGCGCCGACAGGAGGGACAAUGUAUACGGAAUCAUAUCCCUCAUAAACUGGGGCGAUGUCGCUGUGAUCGCACCAGACUACACACAAAGUAGCUUUCAAACCGCCAUAAACUUUAUUCGCGCACUAGGGAAAUUGAAUAGCCCCGCAUUGGAGUGGUCCUUCAACUUGCAAGUUCUUUCGUCUGAGAUUGUGGGGAACCUCAGACUUGACAAGAAUUCCAAAGAUGUGCCCGAGGCAAUUUGGGCGCGUCGGGGCAUGCCUGAGACCAUUUUCACAGAAUCCGAACUGCAGCUUGAAGACCUUGGGCCUUUGGACUUUAUUGAGGAAACUGCAUGGUGUCUCUCAGCUGACCAUCUCGACCGGAGUCGGGCUGAAUACUUCAUCUGGACACCAACUGGGCUUGGGGACGAUAAAUUCUAUCUUCCCCGAUGGUCAAGACCAGGUGAUUGGAUCGUGGAGGCUGUAAAUUGGAUGGCUGGCGGUUACUCCAUCUACCUUCUAGUGAGAGAGGUUGACGGUACCUCGCGUGGUCUUCCAAUCGGGCGUUGUUAUGGAAGCACUGGCAUUCACUAUGCCGGACUGGUCUCGACCAAAUUCAAAAUCUACUGGGACAUAGAAGAUUUGGUUAUUAUCUGUCUGGUUGAGGACCCGGAGAAUGUCGGCCUGGAAUUGGAUACCUGGCUCGAAGACUUUCUGGAUAUCGGUGUCUGCAGAAAGACUACACCAUGCUCGUCUUUCGCAAUAAGAAUAGAUGGCAUCUGA